Molecule: messenger RNA, 1309 nt
Organism: Syngnathus acus (greater pipefish)
Lineage: Eukaryota; Metazoa; Chordata; Actinopteri; Syngnathiformes; Syngnathidae
Product: histone H2A.V
Exons: 5
Coding region: 205-591 (128 amino acids)
Cellular component (GO): nucleosome
Molecular function (GO): structural constituent of chromatin; protein heterodimerization activity; DNA binding
Source: RefSeq, a predicted model, not a curated record
GGAUGGGUGGCCACCCUGCAAGCCGUGCGCUGAUUAGUCAAAGUCAAGAUUCGAAGGAACAACGCCUAAUCUGAUUGGACGCCGGGCCUCCUUCACUGCUUUCAUGAAAAGACUUGCGAAAAGGGGCUUUAUUGUUUCUUUGCUCUCGGAAGCCGAAAUUAUUUGCUAUCUACUCAGUCCUUCAAUCAAAUCAAGAGGUGGAAAAUGGCUGGCGGAAAGGCAGGAAAAGACAGUGGCAAGGCCAAGGCUAAGGCAGUGUCUCGCUCACAGAGGGCCGGUCUCCAGUUUCCAGUUGGACGUAUUCACCGACACUUGAAAACGCGCACUACCAGCCACGGUCGUGUGGGAGCCACCGCCGCCGUGUACAGCGCCGCCAUUCUAGAAUACCUCACCGCUGAAGUCCUGGAAUUGGCGGGUAACGCGUCCAAAGACUUGAAGGUGAAGCGUAUCACUCCUCGCCACUUGCAGCUAGCCAUCCGUGGAGACGAGGAGUUGGACUCGCUCAUCAAGGCCACCAUUGCUGGCGGAGGUGUCAUCCCGCACAUCCACAAAUCCCUCAUCGGGAAGAAGGGCCAACAGAAGACCGUGUAGUCGCCCUACGUCCAACCUGUUUUCUGGCCUUCCUCUACAGACCAGAGUUUUUUGUUUGUUUUUGCUUUAUUUUUGUCUGUAUGAUGAUAGCAAACCAAGAGCGAUUGUUUAGCGUUUGUGUUGUUAUACCUCCCCACUUAACUAGGAUCACUUACGGCGGGAAAAAAAAUUAUAUGCAUCGUGUGGUUAGAAUGCUUGACGAUGACAAAAUGGCGACGAUGAAUUUCUUUGAUUGGCCUGUUCUGUUUUAUACUGAAAUUGUUAAAAGCAUUUUUUAUAUGAUACCAAUUUGUUUUGUGGUUAUUUCGAUUUGAAUAUAGCGCUUGCGUGAUAUUUUUGAAAGUUGGCAAAAAAUGUGCAUUGGUGCUUUGAGACUGCACAUGUAACAAGUAUUAACUUUUUUUUUUUUUUACAUUGGAGAAAAAAAAUGUCAUGUAUGCGUUUGCAUGCAUAAUUCUUAAACUUGAACAAGUUGAGUGUGAUAUCAUGCUACCUUUUCCCUCCCAGGUGACAUAUCACUACAUAUAUACUGUACACUUAUUAGAAGUCGCUACAUUUACUUAACCUCAGCAGGGUUUUGACACCCAAAUGUACUGUUUGUGUGCACCUUGAAUUGAACGCCAUGACAUUCUUGUAUUGAAAAACAUCAGAACUUUGUUUCUUAAAGCUGUGUUUGACAAUGUUUUUUGUCUUUGAAUAAAACACCCUUUGUAUGCUA